Messenger RNA from Paramecium sonneborni, 1429 nucleotides. NCBI's taxonomy places the organism in Eukaryota, Ciliophora, Oligohymenophorea, Peniculida, Parameciidae. The record is from the annotation of a GenBank genome assembly.
AUGAAUUAAAACGAUUCGAUUAAUUAAGUGACUUAUGCUACACAAUUUAAAACAGGAAUAGGCACUAUGGCCUAUGAAAGAUCCUUCUAUACAGGAAGAGAAGAUAUACAAUAGAAGGAAAAUAGUUAUCAAAAAGUUUAAUAAAAAGACAUCUCUUUUGAAGAUAGUCGAAUUACUAAAUUGAUAAUGGAAUCACAUAAAUUAAUAGAAAAUUUUAGGUUAUAAUUGAUGCUUGUAAUAACUGCUUUAUGGUUUAUAGAGGUAAUAAUAUCUUUUAUAAUAGAUUGAUGAUGAAUUAUUCAUUGAAAAACAAGGAUCAGAUUUAAUACUAUGGCUUACAUUUUCUUUAAAUUUGAUUCUCAUCAUAUUCACUUAUUUGAGUUACCUCACUUUAAUGAAUUAUUGGAAAUCAACACUACUUAUUCCUAAAGAUUAAUCAUUCUUUCACUCUGAUCAAAUCAAACCAUGUUUAAUAGAAAUUUUAUUCCUAUUAAUAUUCCCUACAGUAUUUACUCGUGGUAAUUAAAAUAGUUUUAUAUAGAAAUGCAUAUAACCUUUACUAUAAAAAACAAUGAAUAUUAUUAUACAGUUAAUGAAAUUAUAAUAAUGAUAAGUACUUUGCGAUCAUUCUAAAUAUUAUUUAUACUUUUGAGAUUAUGCAGAUUUUAUAAUAGCUAAACAUAGAGAUUAUCAUUAAAUUAUGGAAUAUCAAUGACUCCACAAUUUCUGUUCAAGUAUAUGAUUCUUUCUUAACCAACAACAUUAAUUAUAUCAAUCUUUAGUGUAACAUUUUGGUAUUGUACAAUAGCGAUGUGGAUAGCAGAAAAAUCAUUGUAGAGAGAAAAUUUAUAAACAAUUUAAUUAUUGUAAUUUAUUAAAAAUUAGAAUUAGUAAACAUUGUUUUUUAGAAGUUAUUUUAUCUCUUUUGGCUUAUGCUUAUGAAGAUUAUGUUCCAAUAACUAAUUUAGGGAGAAUCAUUUUAUCUUAUGCUGCUUAUGCUGGCUUUGUUAUGGUUUCAAUUCUUAUAAGUGCCAUUAUUCAAGCAUUUGAAUAGGAUUAUGGAGAAUAUUAAGCAUGUGUUUUACUUGAUAAAUUAUUAAUGAAAGAGAAUAUGUAUUAAGUAACUAGUAAUAUUGGAGAAUAAUUUUACUAUAUUAUGAAGUUUGAUAAGAAUCCUUUUACAUACAAUAGAGUUAAAAUAAUUCAAAAUGAAUUGAAAGAAUUCUAGAUGUUAAAAAGAUAAUAUAAAAGUAUAAUCUCUGAGAAUAUUACGAAUUUAUUUAAAAGAAGAACAAGAGAAUCUAACGAUAUUUUAGAUGAAUUAUAAGAUGUUAUGAAGAUGUCAAAAUAUUAAAAUAAGCAAAUAUAUGAAAUGCUUGAAGAAUUGAUUUCCUUAUAAAAUUAUCAUUAUCACAAUUGGUAUGAUUGA